Messenger RNA from Miniopterus natalensis, 4028 nucleotides. It is a transcript of the gene CPSF2, whose product is annotated as cleavage and polyadenylation specific factor 2. Gene Ontology annotation, cellular component: mRNA cleavage and polyadenylation specificity factor complex. Gene Ontology annotation, molecular function: RNA binding. The record is from RefSeq and is a predicted model, not a curated record. Lineage: Eukaryota; Metazoa; Chordata; Mammalia; Chiroptera; Miniopteridae. Gene Ontology annotation, biological process: mRNA 3'-end processing by stem-loop binding and cleavage.
UCAAAAUGGCGGCCGCCAUUGAGGGACCCCCGCUGGCCGGUCCUGACGCCUGCUGCUGAGCGAGCGUUAGCCUUCCUCGCUCUUGACCCUGGAUCCGACUAGGGGUUGGGGAAGGGCAGUGGACGGCGCUGGGGGAGGCCUGACGAGAUUAUAAAGAACUCUUCCUUUGAAUUCAUGGUGUUUCAUCCUAUAUACCACUGAGAUAUCAAACCUUUUGGACUGUUGUUACUGAAUGAAAAAAUGACAUCUAUUAUCAAAUUAACUACCCUCUCUGGGGUUCAAGAAGAGUCUGCCCUUUGUUAUCUUCUCCAAGUUGAUGAAUUUAGAUUUUUAUUGGACUGUGGCUGGGAUGAGCACUUUUCUAUGGAUAUUAUUGAUUCCCUGAGGAAGCACGUUCACCAGAUCGAUGCGGUGCUGUUGUCUCACCCCGACCCCCUGCACCUUGGAGCCCUCCCCUAUGCCGUCGGAAAGUUGGGUCUGAACUGCGCCAUCUAUGCCACCAUUCCUGUUUACAAAAUGGGACAGAUGUUCAUGUAUGAUCUGUAUCAGUCUCGGCACAAUACGGAGGAUUUCACGCUCUUCACGUUAGAUGACGUGGAUGCAGCCUUUGAUAAGAUACAGCAAUUGAAAUUCUCUCAGAUCGUGAAUUUGAAAGGUAAAGGACAUGGCUUGUCUAUCACACCUCUGCCAGCUGGUCAUAUGAUAGGUGGAACGAUAUGGAAAAUAGUCAAAGAUGGAGAAGAAGAAAUUGUGUAUGCCGUUGACUUCAACCACAAGAGGGAGAUCCACUUAAAUGGGUGUUCCUUGGAAAUGCUAAGCAGACCCUCCCUACUUAUCACAGACUCAUUUAAUGCUACGUAUGUGCAGCCGAGGAGAAAGCAGAGAGAUGAGCAGCUUCUGACAAAUGUCCUGGAGACACUUCGAGGGGAUGGCAAUGUGUUAAUAGCCGUGGACACUGCAGGCAGGGUUCUGGAACUUGCUCAGCUCCUUGACCAGAUUUGGAGAACAAAAGAUGCAGGCCUGGGUGUUUACUCAUUGGCACUGCUCAAUAACGUCAGUUACAACGUGGUAGAGUUUUCUAAGUCCCAGGUAGAAUGGAUGAGUGACAAAUUGAUGAGAUGUUUUGAAGACAAAAGAAAUAAUCCAUUUCAGUUCCGCCAUCUCUCUUUGUGUCAUGGCCUUUCUGACUUGGCUCGAGUACCUAGCCCUAAAGUGGUACUUGCCAGCCAGCCAGACCUGGAAUGUGGAUUUUCAAGGGAUCUCUUCAUUCAGUGGUGUGAGGACCCUAAAAACUCAAUCAUUCUAACUUACAGAACUACUCCUGGGACUUUAGCGCGUUUCUUAAUUGAUAAUCCUUCUGAAAAAAUUACAGAAAUAGAGUUGAGGAAACGUGUAAAGCUUGAAGGGAAAGAACUUGAAGAAUACUUGGAAAGGGAGAAGCUCAAGAAAGAAGCUGCCAAAAAACUUGAGCAGUCAAAAGAGGCAGAUAUCGAUUCCAGUGAUGAAAGCGAUGUUGAGGAAGACAUUGACCAGCCAUCAGCUCAUAAGACGAAGCAUGACCUGAUGAUGAAGGGCGAAGGCAGUCGGAAAGGCAGCUUCUUCAAACAGGCUAAAAAGUCUUACCCUAUGUUUCCUGCUCCAGAAGAAAGAAUUAAAUGGGAUGAAUACGGAGAAAUUAUCAAACCAGAGGAUUUCUUAGUGCCAGAACUUCAAGCUACUGAAGAAGAGAAAAGCAAGUUGGAGUCUGGCUUGACAAACGGGGAUGAACCCAUGGAUCAGGACUUGUCUGAUGUUCCUACCAAGUGCAUUUCUAUGACAGAAUCUAUUGAAAUAAAAGCCAGGGUUACUUACAUAGACUAUGAAGGACGCUCUGAUGGGGAUUCCAUUAAGAAGAUCAUUAAUCAGAUGAAACCGCGGCAGCUGGUCAUUGUCCAUGGCCCUCCGGAGGCCAGCCAGGACCUUGCAGAGUGCUGCCGGGCGUUCGGGGGGAAAGAUAUUAAAGUGUACAUGCCCAAGCUGCACGAGACAGUGGACGCCACUAGUGAGACUCACAUCUACCAGGUGAGAUUAAAAGAUUCACUUGUUAGCUCCCUGCAGUUUUGUAAGGCAAAAGAUGCCGAGCUGGCCUGGAUAGACGGCGUCUUAGACAUGAGAGUGUCCAAAGUGGACACGGGAGUCAUUCUGGAAGAAGGGGAGCUGAAGGACGACGGAGAGGACUCGGAGAUGCAGGUGGACGCGCCCUCAGACGCCAGCGCCCUCGCCCAGCAGAAGGCCAUGAAGAGCCUGUUCGGGGACGACGAGAGGGAGACCGGGGAGGAGAGCGAGGUCAUCCCCACCCUGGAGCCCCUGCCCCCCAGCGAGGUUCCUGGCCACCAGUCAGUUUUUAUGAACGAACCAAGACUGUCAGACUUCAAACAAGUUCUUUUACGGGAGGGGAUCCAAGCUGAAUUUGUAGGAGGUGUCCUUGUUUGCAACAAUCAAGUAGCAGUUCGUAGAACUGAAACUGGACGCAUUGGAUUAGAAGGCUGCCUUUGUCAAGAUUUUUAUAGGAUAAGAGACCUUUUAUAUGAACAGUAUGCCAUUGUGUGAAGGACAGCAUGUCAAGAAGUAUCUAUUUGACCUUUAUAAGAAAAAAAGGAUUCUUAUUCUAAGCUUUUGCUCUUUUUUUUUUUUUUUUUUUGGUAAUAUACAGAAAGGAUCUACCAGAAAGACUUACACAUGCAUUAGAUUUUUAAAGAUGUAAAUAGAGACCAUUUUGCUAAUGCUCAAUAAGCAUUCUACCUUUUGCUUUGAGUGGUGGAGACCUAACACGUGUGCAGGCCUGAGAGGUGAAGGAGAUUGCUUUCCUUUACAGAAUCCUUAUUCUAGAAGGGCUUUUUACCUGAACAAAACAAUGCAACUUAGCAAACCAGUUCAUGGCCUUAGAGAAACAUAUUUGCAUGAAUUCUUGCAAACUGUUUCUUACAUUUUCUGGAAUGCAAAGUGAGAAUUAUUUAGGAAAGAUGUGCCAUUAGGUAAAAACCUGAUAAAAGUUUUUUGAGGCCUACCUAGUUAAAAAACAAAAAGCAAAGAGUAUGAGCUGUAACUCUUCUCUUGAAUUAUAAUAUGCAAUUGUCUUCACAUGCACAUAUCUGCUCCAUGCCUGUAUUUCCCAGACCCACUCUAGUGUGAGGUUGUGCAUAUUUGGUUCAGAAAUCAAUUUUUAUUUCUCCCACUUCUUGUUUUAUCAAGAUUUUGUUGUUGUUGUUCAUUUUGGAUUAUAACACCAUCAUCUGAAUAUACAUAAUUUGAAAGAACUCCUUGAUGUCUUAAGGGUUCUGCAUACACAUUAGACACAGCUUAACUAUCAGCGAGAUUACUGUGUUAGAAACUGUUUAGUGCUCUGUUUGCAAGGAAAUAAAUCUGAACCUCACAUUUUUAUAAGGUAACAGUAUAAUUGAUUUACAAGGUGUAAACGUUUCAUCUUUUAGGCUUAUGUUCUCCUAAAUUUGCCCAAGCAGUGGCUGGUUUUAUACACAUUACUACAAAAAUAAUGUUGAAACUGGACAAGGCUAUCCUUCCUGUAUUCACAUCUUUCUUGGGGCCGGCAGCCCUGAUAUAAUACACACCACUUGUGUUUAAGAAUAAAAACUGAAUAUAUGCAAUUUCCAGUGAACUUGAAAAUCAAAAUCAUAUUGCCUGUUAUAAUCUGUUGAUACUUUUUUAGCAUGUAGCUUAAUCUUGGCAGAUCUUGAUGCUUAUUUCAUAAGUAUUUAAGCUCUUGUCUUUACUCUUAGCAUUUUUAGGAGGAUCUGUCUUAUUUAAUUUAUUUGGAACUAUGUGUAGUAAACCCAGUGAUAUUAGACUAGAAUUCAUUUCAUUCUGUUUCAAGUGCUUACAAAGCUUUUCUUGUGGAUUAUAGUGCUAAUGCAGUUUACAGCUUUCUGAUACUAAAAACUGGAUACACAAAACAACGUUACAGAAGAUGAAGAGUAUGUUUUCUUUGCAGAGCUUUGAAAAAAAUUCACUUAAACUCUCAUUACUGAAUA